AUGGAGCUGACAUUCAGGAUCCUUGGUCUGCUGGGGUGCGUCUUCCUAGACUGGGCUCCUCUGGCUUCUGCUGAGGAAGAGGUGCUGAUGAAUACAAAGGUAGAGACGUCUGAUCUCAGAUGGACCAUCUUCUCACGGGCCAAGCCUGAGUGGGAGGAAGUGAGCGGUUUAGAUGAGGAGAGCAACAGCGUCAGGACCUUCCAGAUCUGUCAGACUGACAGCUCAUUCAGCCACUGGCUACGGAGCGGCUUUAUCCAACGACGUGGAGCCUCUCAAGUUUACGUGGAGUUGCGCUUCACCAUGAUGGAGUGCUCCUCCGGGAACAGCCACCAUCGCAGCUGCAAGGAGACCUUUAACCUCUAUUACUACCAGGCCGACGCCAACGAGGCCACGGACACGUACCCACCUUGGAUGGAGAACCCCUACACAAAGGUGGAUACAGUGGCAGCAGACUUUCUCCUCAGGAAGGGCGGCGAACGGAAAUCCAACAUCAAGACCAUAAGACUCGGCCCUUUAUCCAAGAGAGGCUUCUACUUGGCCUUUCAGGCUCAGGGCUCCUGCAUGGCCUUGCUCUCCGUCAGGGUUUUCUUCAAGAAGUGUCCCCCCCUCGUCAGCGCUCUCUCCUCUUUUCCUGAGACCAUACCUCGCACUCUGGUACAGGAGGCGCAGGGUGUGUGUGUGGAGCAUGCCGCACAGCAGGGACCCAGAGCUAGGUCCCCCAAGCUUUUCUGCGGUGAAGAUGGCCAGUGGGUGGGCCAGCCGACUACUUCUUGUUCCUGUAUCCCUGGAUAUGAGGCAGCUGACGGACAAACAAGAUGCACAGCUUGUCCCGUGGGUCACUUCAAGUCCGGCACCGAGGGACAGUGCGCAGUCUGUCCGGGAGCAAGCCACGCCUCCGUAAGGGGGGAGGCGGUAUGUGCAUGUCGCCCCGGAUACUUCCGAGCACGAUCCGACAGCCCUGACACUCCAUGCACCAGACCUCCUUCAGCACCACGCAGCAUCGCCUCCCAGAUUAACGGCACUUCAUUACGGUUGGAGUGGAACGAGCCUCUGGACAACGGCGGCCGGGCGGACCUCAGCUACAACAUCAGGUGCCUCAUGUGCAGGACGCCUAGGGGCUCGUGCGUGUCUUGCGGCGACAGCAUCAGUUACCGACCGACUCAGCACGGCCUGACCAGUCGCAGGGUGGAAGUUUGGGGCCUGCUGCCUCACACGACAUACACCUUUGCCAUCCAAGCUCUCAAUGGGGUGUCUCAACUCAGCAGCAAAGACCCCUCCAGCGAGAGUGUCAACAUCACCACCAGCUAUGAUGUGCCGUCGCUAGUGUCUGUGAUUCGGAAGAGUGACUCCACAGAGAGCAGCCUAACUCUUCACUGGUCCGUCCCUGUGCAGCCACAUUACACCAUUCUGCAGUACCAACUACGUUACUGUGAGAAGGAGCGGCGCAGCGAGGAUCCGUGCCUCUACACGGACAGUAACAGAAACCAGGCGGUGCUGACGGACCUCCGCAGAGCCACUCAGUACGAAGUACAGGUCCGGGCCCGCACCAUGGCCGGUUAUGGCAGCUUCAGUCCCGCAGCCGUCUUCAGCACCCUGCCUGAUGGAAUGGACUCUGCCUCCCAGUUCUUGGUGCCAGGCAUCCUCAUCGCCAUCGGGAUGCUGCUGUUGGUCACUUUCAUCUUUGUGGCUGCUUACUGCAUACGCAGACACAGUCGCAUCAAGGAUCCAGAACUGAGCGACAAAAACAGCCAGUACUUAGUAGGCCAAGGGGUCAAGGUUUAUAUCGACCCCUUCACCUACGAGGACCCCAACGAGGCCGUGCGCGAAUUUGCCAAGGAAAUCGAUGUUUCCUUCGUGAAGAUUGAGGAGGUUAUCGGCGCAGGAGAGUUUGGGGAGGUGUGCCGAGGGCGACUUAGGGUCCCCGGAAAAAAAGAAAACUACGUGGCGAUAAAGACACUGAAAGGUGGCUACACGGAUAAGCAGCGACGUGACUUCCUGUCCGAGGCGUCCAUCAUGGGCCAGUUCCAGCACCCUAACAUAAUACACCUAGAGGGCAUCAUCACAGCCAGCUGUCCGGUCAUGAUCCUCACCGAGUUUAUGGAAAACGGCGCCCUGGAUUCUUUUCUUCGGCUGAAUGACAGCCAGUUCACACCCAUCCAGCUGGUGGGAAUGCUGCGCGGCAUCGCCUCAGGCAUGAAAUACCUAGCAGAGAUGAGCUACGUCCACCGAGACCUGGCGGCUCGCAACAUCCUGAUCAACAGUAACCUAGUAUGCAAGGUGUCCGACUUUGGCUUGUCACGUUUCUUGCAAGAGAAUUCCUCUGACCCAACCUACACCAGCUCCUUGGGAGGAAAAAUCCCAAUCCGCUGGACAGCGCCAGAAGCUAUCGCCUUCAGAAAGUUUACAUCAGCCUCAGAUGUGUGGAGCUACGGGAUCGUUAUGUGGGAGGUCAUGUCCUUUGGAGAGAGGCCCUACUGGGACAUGAGCAACCAAGAUGUCAUCAAUGCCAUAGAGCAAGACUAUCGGCUGCCCCCACCUCCUGACUGCCCCACCCACCUCCACCAACUGAUGCUAGACUGCUGGCAGAAGGAUCGCUCCGCAAGGCCGCGUUUUGCCGAGCUGGUCAGCGCCUUGGACAAACUGAUCCGGAACCCUGCGUCGUUGAAAAUUGUCGCUCAGGAGGGAGGAGGGCCUUCCUACCCCCUGUUGGGCCAGCGGUCACCAAUGGCCCUCUCGUCCUGUGCCCCUGUGGGGGAAUGGUUGAGGGCCAUCAAAAUGGAGCGCUAUGAGGACAGCUUCCUGCAGGCUGGUCUGGCUACCGUGGAGCAGCUGGGGCAGAUCACAACACAAGACUUGCUGCACAUGGGUGUGACUUUGGCCGGCCAUCAGAGGAAGAUCCUCUCCAGCAUCCAGACCAUGAACUUCCAAAACAAGAGCCCAACAACUGUGACCUUCUAG
Messenger RNA from Nerophis lumbriciformis (worm pipefish), 2958 nucleotides. The record is from RefSeq and is a predicted model, not a curated record. NCBI's taxonomy places the organism in Eukaryota, Metazoa, Chordata, Actinopteri, Syngnathiformes, Syngnathidae.